Molecule: messenger RNA, 720 nt
Organism: Necator americanus (New World hookworm)
Lineage: Eukaryota; Metazoa; Nematoda; Chromadorea; Rhabditida; Ancylostomatidae
Exons: 6
Coding region: 1-720 (239 amino acids)
Source: RefSeq, a predicted model, not a curated record
AUGAGUUUUCCUGUACUUUCAGUUUAUGGCCAACUAGCAGCUGUCUACUCGAAUGCCACAAGAAAUCGGGACUGUAGUAAUUGGAGCAGUUGGGGACCUUGUGUAUGGCCGGAUUCGCAGGGUUCGGUUACGUAUCUCAAACAACUGACACCCGUCUGUCAAUUGCACUGGUUCUACACAUUCGUGAAGCGUUACGAUACCGCGUUGAAUAAUUUCUACAAUUACAUGCAAUUCGUGCUACGCUCCGAGAAACCUUGUGGUUUAUGUUCGUAUAAGCAAAGUUGUGGAUAUGGUGGGAGGAAGAAGUGUAAUCUUAGUCCAUUUACGAUCAAGGGUGGUCGUCCUGUGAUUCCGUUUUACGUCGCAGAAAGGGUAUGCUCAGCAAACGACCUGAAUGGUCAUAGUCAGGUCGAUGCAUGCGAAGUUGACUACGAUCAGUUGAAGGAAAAUGGCGGUGAAUGUCGUCUAUGGCCGACAGCUCGUGUGGAUCUGUCGACAGUUGAGCCAAUGUUCCGACAGCAUGUCCUAUCACUUGAAUGGUAUUCCUGUUUACCUCAGACAAAAACAUCCUACGUCAAUCAACGUGCGGUCGAGGAAAAAGUAUGUCGUUGCUGUUGCUUCCCGUUCCAACCGAACCCGGAGACCUACAAAUGUGAGCACAUCCCAGGCGCUCCUCCUGCUCCUGGCAUGGAACUGCUCAGGAAAGAGUUUAAACAUUAA